UUUCACACGCAGCAAGUUCAAAACUAUUUCCACCUCGGCUCGUCCCACACCCGCUCUUCCAGAUAUCCGCGGAUCAGGAAAUCCACCGUGUUGGUCAUGCCGGAAACCUGGAAAACAUCCUUGUCGUCUUCCCCUUCUCAACCCCCGAACAUCUGAUCAAUAAUCAGAUCCUCUGCGUGCUAUUUCGGCAUGCCUGUCACUUGUCCUUCACGCCACUCCUACCAUCCCUGUCCUUGCCCUCGUCAGAUCUCAACUGAUCCGUGGUGAUUUCAGAGACUAUGGAUAUACUCUUCAGAAUAAGAGGAGGCCUUGAUCUGGCUUUUCAGCUAGCUACUGCUAAUGAAAUAUUUAUCAAGAAAGCACUAAAACAUGUGCUGAGUGACCUGUCAACCAAGCUUUCUUCAAAUGCCCUUGUGUUCAGAAUUUGCCAUAGUUCAGUAUAUAUAUGGCCUAAUAGUGACGUAAACACCAUUCCAGGAGAACUGAGUGAUAGCUCUGCUUGUAAGAACAUAAUGCGCUUUAUUCACUUUGAACAGGAAGAAGAUAUAAAACGAAAAUUUAUGAGAAAGAAAGACAAGAAGUUAUCGGACAUGCAUCAAAUAGUAAACAUAGAUCUUAUGCUGGAAAUGUCAAUCCCUGUGGGAGCUGUCACCCCCAUCAUUGAAAGAGAAAGCGGAGGACACCACUACGUUAGUAUGACUUUACCUGUAGAUGUAGUUCUGUCUGUUGCUCCAGAAGAAACAUGGGGAAAAGUUCGUAAACUUCUAGUUGAUGCAAUUCAUAAUCAACUAACUGACAUGGAGAAAUGUAUUUUGAAGUAUAUGAAAGGAACAUCUAUUGUGGUCCCUGAACCACUGCACUUUUUAUUGCCAGGGGAAAAAAAUCUUGUAACAAUUUCAUAUCCAUCAGGAAUUCCAGAUGGUCAGCUUCAGGCCUAUAGAAAGGAAUUACAUGACCUCUUCAAUCUGCCUCACGACAGACCGUAUUUCAGAAGAUCUAAUGCUUAUCACUUUCCAGAUGAGCCAUACAAAGAUGGUUACAUUAGAAAUCCACAUACUUAUCUCAAUCCACCUAACGUAGAGACUGGUAUGAUCCAUGUGGUCCAGGGCACCUAUGGCUAUCAUCACUAUAUGCAGGAUCGGGUGGAUGACAGUGGCUGGGGCUGUGCUUACCGAUCUCUGCAGACAAUCUGCUCUUGGUUCAGGCACCAGGGCUACACAGAGAGAUCCAUUCCGACACACAGGGAGAUUCAGCAGGCUCUAGUUGAUGCCGGGGACAAACCAGCAACGUUUGUUGGAUCACGGCAGUGGAUUGGAUCGAUCGAGGUACAGCUCGUACUGAACCAACUGAUUGGUGUAACUUCAAAAAUACUGUUUGUCAGCCAAGGUUGUGAAAUGGCCUCUCGAGGACGGGAGCUGGCUCAUCACUUCCGGACUGAAGGAACUCCAGUCAUGAUCGGGGGAGGAGUUUUGGCCCACACAAUACUAGGAGUGGCGUGGAAUGAGAUUACAGGGCAGAUAAAAUUUCUGAUUUUAGAUCCACAUUAUACAGGCACUGAAGAUCUACAAGUUAUUUUGGAAAAGGGCUGGUGUGGAUGGAAGGGCCCAGACUUUUGGAACAAAGACGCUUAUUAUAAUUUAUGUCUUCCUCAGCGACCAAAUAUUUUUUAAAAUAUCUUGGACUCGAAGACUGUAGUAAAGUUGUAUUAUAGAUUUGUUAAUAAAGACUAAGUUUAACUUCAAAGAGAA
This is a messenger RNA of Mustela lutreola (European mink), 1748 nucleotides long. RefSeq names its product UFM1 specific peptidase 2 (gene UFSP2). Lineage: Eukaryota; Metazoa; Chordata; Mammalia; Carnivora; Mustelidae. The transcript is spliced from 12 exons. The coding region runs from base 279 to 1670 and encodes 463 amino acids. The record is from RefSeq and is a predicted model, not a curated record.